Molecule: messenger RNA, 1203 nt
Organism: Funneliformis geosporum
Lineage: Eukaryota; Fungi; Glomeromycota; Glomeromycetes; Glomerales; Glomeraceae
Source: the annotation of a GenBank genome assembly
AUGACAACAAUUAUAUACAAUUCGUCGGGUUCAGAUGAAAUUUUAUUAAGAUUUUCCGAAGGAGAUCAUGCGACUCCCUUAAUAAUUAUCGGAGGAACUGCAAGUGGAUCAAUAUUAAUUCAAUUAUUGUUAACAUUUAUAUUAAAGCAAAUUGCAUUGAAGACAGGGUGGACAUUUGAUAAUGAAGUAGUCAAAAACUGUUCGUUACCAACAUUAUUUUUGUUUCCGAUAGGAUCAAUUGUAAUAACCUUGUCAUUUAUAUCAAUAUCUGUAGAUCCAACAAUAAUGGAACCGAUUAGGCAUGCAUUAGAUAUAUUAUUAAUCAUAUUUACAACAUGGUCAACGAUAGGAUUUGUUAAAGCUGCCUCGAUAUCCAUAUCAAAAAAUAAUGAUUUCAUUAAAUCAUCAAAUAGUGCACAAUCACGUAAAUUACAUACACAAUUGAUAGUUACGACAAGAUUGAUUUAUGGUUUAAUAUUAUGUAUAGGAUCCGCUGCGAUCCUUUUAACGUUUCCUAGAGCAUGGGAAAUUGGUGCAAGUAUAUUGGCAAGUGCGAGCGUGGCUGCAUUAUUUAUUGGCUUGGCCGCUAAACCUUCAAUGGAAAAUUUAAUAGCUUCUUUGCAAAUUGCUUUAACACAACCUCUCUUGCUUGAUGAUUACGUUAUGAUCGAUGGGCAAGAGGGGAUCGUAGAAGAAAUUCAAGCUCAAUAUAUUGUAGUUAAAACCGGUGACGAACGACGUAUUAUUGUUCCCUUAUCUCGAGUUAUUAAUGAUACAUUUGAAAAUUGGUCAAAAACUAAUGAAAAUAUUGGAAUGAACUUUGAAUUCUUCGUUGAUUAUGGUGUACCUUUGGAAGAUUUAAAACAAUAUUAUAAUUAUAUUUUGCAAAAAUCGGAAUGUUGGGAUCAUCGUGACGGUGGUUUAACUAUUAAAGAAUGUAGAGAGAAUUGUAUGAUGUUAAAAGCUUACAUGACUGCUUCUAAUAUUAAGUCUGCUUCUAAAUUAAAAGGGGAACUUCGUGAAAAAAUGAUGGAAUAUCUUAUAACAACACAUCCCGAAUAUCUACCACGUUCACGUUUUCAACAGUUAGAAAAGCGUAAUGGUAUUGAUAGUAUGAAGAGAAAAGUUACUAAAAUGGAAGAUGCAAAUUUAGAUGAUAUAAUAACUGAAAAGAAACGUUUCAUUAUACAAGAAAAGGAAUGA